ACAGUAUAAAGAUCUUUAUACUGUGUUAGUACCUAUUAAUAAUGAAUUUAGAAUCGGAAAGUGUUCUGUUAACUAUCAUAGAACCAUUUUUUGGAGGAUCUCACAAAGUUUUGGUUGAUACAUUGACUAAAAGCUUUCAGAAUCAUAAAAUCAAAUAUUCCCUAAUUACUUUACCUGCAAAAAAAUGGCAUUGGAGAGCCAGAUGUGGUGCUUUGCAAUUAUACGACAAAAUACCUAAAAUUACCACCGAGAAAGUAUUAUGGACAAGUUCUGUUUUAAAUUUAGCGGAGUUACUUGGUCUUCGACCUGACCUGAUCCCUUUGAAGAAAAUUGUCUAUUUUCAUGAAAACCAGCUAAUAUAUCCUGUACAACAGAUUAAAUCCAGAGAUGUGCAGUAUUCUUAUAAUCAGAUUACUACAUGGUAAACAAUAUAAGAUCGGAUGUAGGGUGAAGGUACCAAAUAAUGAGGGAAAGAAAUCUUUAUUAAGUAGGCAUGCCUAAUAUACAAAUAAAUAGAUAAUUAGCUCGAGAAAUAAUUGAAUAGUAGCCAUUAAAAGAUCAAUUAUUUUGAAAUAUUGAAAAUUUAUUUGUCAUACUAACA
Molecule: messenger RNA, 601 nt
Organism: Psylliodes chrysocephalus
Lineage: Eukaryota; Metazoa; Arthropoda; Insecta; Coleoptera; Chrysomelidae
Source: the annotation of a GenBank genome assembly